AUGGAUCCCAAUUCAUUCCCUCCACCUGCAAGAGGCAGAAGAGGCAGAGGGGGAAACAACUCUUUUGCUAACAAUAACAGGGACAUGCUGUGGGCAAACUGGAGGAACCAUCCAGACUUAGAAGAAGAGGAAGAACACAGGGAGGAAGUUCUGCCCAGGCUAUAUAGGGCAGAACCCAGGAUUGAUCCCAUCCAGCCAGAACAGGGACCAAACCUGCACCCUGUCAAUGCUUUGAACGACGUAGGGGCAUUACAAAGAAUGAUCAGAGAAAUGAUGGAACCUGAAGCCAGAAAGGGAGAAAGGCCCACCUAUAGGAGGCCAUAUCCAGCUUAUAUCGAUCAGAUACCUCUAUCCCCAGGCUUCAAAGUGCCAAACUUCACCUUGUUCAAUGGGGAGAAGCCCCAUGCUUCGUUGGUUGAGCAUAUAGGCAGGUUUUCUGUCCAAUGCAUAGCCAUAGAAAAUAACCCACUGUUAAAACUGAGGCUUUUUGGCAAUUCUCUCUCUGGACAAGCUUUCACCUGGUACACUAGUCUGCCAGCCAAUUCUGUUCAGACUUGGGAGCAAAUGGAAAGUGUUUUCCAUGACUAUUAUUACUGGAUUCAGCCAGAAGCCACCAUCAGUGAUCUUGCCGCCCUUAAGCAGAGUGAAGAUGAACCUGCUCAAGAUUUCAUAACCAGAGAUGUUAUACAAGAAGGAAUAAUAGCAGGAAGGCUAAAGCUGGCGGAGAAACCUCCAUCAGUCACAACAGAUCAUUUUCCCCCGCCACAAGUCAACAUGGUCAACCUAAAUUGGCCAGAACAGAAGAGAAGCAGAUCGACGACAGAAGCUAGCUCUAUCAGAGGCAGAAUAGUCACAAGGGAAACUAUUGAAAUGCCAAAAGCAACUAUCUCAGCUGGGGUAGUGCUCUGCAGCAAGUACAAGUGUGAAACUGAGCUAGAAGUGGUCCUAGACAGGCAGAGUUAG
Messenger RNA from Prunus mume (Japanese apricot), 963 nucleotides. The record is from RefSeq and is a predicted model, not a curated record. NCBI's taxonomy places the organism in Eukaryota, Viridiplantae, Streptophyta, Magnoliopsida, Rosales, Rosaceae.